Rhagoletis zephyria (snowberry fruit fly) is the source of this 600-nucleotide messenger RNA. RefSeq lists its product as uncharacterized. The record is from RefSeq and is a predicted model, not a curated record. Lineage: Eukaryota; Metazoa; Arthropoda; Insecta; Diptera; Tephritidae.
UUUCAAUAAAUACUGCCCACAGUGCAAUUGAAGAGGCCCACAUACUCCAUACCGGCAUGAAGGACUUCAUUUCAAUUUUAGAAAUUUUACUCAUAUCACUGGCUUCGGCGAGCGCCCAAUGUGCCGGCACUUGCCGAGUUAAUGUGCCGAGCCAGUCAGUUUGCAUUGUACAAAUGGAUCCGCAACAAUGUCUUAAGAUUAAGGAGUGCACACUUAAUGAGUUGAAUUGUUUUCGUUGGCGCCAAAAAAUACCAUUGCUAAGUCGAUCGCCUUUAGAACGUUGCAGCCAUAUAAGCGGACCCAUUGGCAGUGGGCGUUGCACUACUGCCCAGGAGCAAUGCCUGCGCGUAAAUUGUGCAAAUGAUAAAGUGGUGCGUUGUCAACGCGCCGGGAAAACUUGUCGCUUACUAACAAACUGUGAAGCGAAACGUGAAAAUUGUCGCCGUCCUCCGAGCAGUCAUUUGAAAGCCAUUUCUAGGCAGCCUUGUCAAGGCCUUAAACGUUCGGACGGUUUCAAGCCAUGCAAAGUGAAAAAGAGAAGAAGGAAAUUAGGUUAGCUCACUCAGCCUAGUAGAUGUCGCUUUGUAUGGAAAUGCUACA